Messenger RNA from Culex pipiens pallens (northern house mosquito), 2342 nucleotides. RefSeq lists its product as uncharacterized. The record is from RefSeq and is a predicted model, not a curated record. Lineage: Eukaryota; Metazoa; Arthropoda; Insecta; Diptera; Culicidae. The transcript has 3 exons. Bases 582 to 2342 code for a protein of 586 amino acids.
CCAACAUUUCAAAAGGCGUCAUGUACAUUUUGACUACUUUCGGAUUAUUACAUUUUCUAAAAGUACUUGUAAUAAACUAUCUUUUCACCAAAAAUGAGCAAAAGUUACUUUUACAAAGUUUUGUAAUAAUCAAUUGAAAUAAGACUACAUAAACAAAUUUGUUGGCAGCACCUUUGUGUGUCGAUGUACCCCUGUCAACCAAAAGGGAAACAAAAGAGAACAUGUACCAUAAACGUCAAAUCAUUCAGUGUUGUUUAUGUCAUCUUUUUUUCACGUGGUCUGGAAUAAAAUUUAGUUUUUUGUCUUCUUAGUUGAAUUAAAAUGGAAAAUCUACAUGGAAUACAGCUUCUACUGAGUAUUUACUUUAAUUUUACGUCAAAUAUCUAGAAAUUAACUAUUUUGUGUCUUGUUUUUCUACUUUAUUAGAUGCAGCUUCACAGUUGGAGGAGGAAGCCGUCCAGCCAAAUGAAACCUCCAUUUGGGAGGCUUCUUUUCGGAAUGUAAUCGCUUCUACCCCACGACGGGAUAAUCCGUUCGGUGCGUUUCAUGAAAAUACCCAUGAGGUCCCGGUCGUACGAACGAUGGACGAGCUCUUGCUGCAACCUGAUUUGACGAUGAACGAGACUGGUAUGCUGGUCAGAACUGUGGACGAACGCCUCUUCCGGAGGAAUCUAUUUGACAGCAUUGAGAACGUUUCUUCGUGUGUCAACACUGGUGGGCCUCGUUUGGCGGUGGGUGGUGGCGCAAAAGUGGUUGAUGCCAAUCAAAAUGAAUUUGUCCUGCCCGAGAAAUGUGAAACCUUAGAACGGAAAAACUUCUCGCUGCGGAACGAUGUACUGAUUGCUCGCGAGUAUGAUUCAUCGUUGCUCGUCCAAACGUUGGACUCCUCAAGAACGGUUCCGGCAGCCAGACCCAAUCCGACAGCACUUGACGUAACGAACCAUCGCCUGUUUCGCCAGAGUAGAUCACGCCUGAACGCUAGUGAUCAGGUUCCUAAACAUCGGGUUCUCCAGCGUCGUAGUCGUCUAGCCAGAGUGAACCGCCAGCCUCUCCACGACUUAACUAACCAGAGUGUUCCUGCAAAGAAAUCCAAGAUAGCUCACGCGUGUCCGCAAGUUGGUGACAAAGGGCAGCUGCGCUACCGGCUUCAGGUCGAGCUGAACAUCGCAGCUCCAUCGGACGAAAUUGGAACUGGAGCUCAAGCCCAAAGCAGUGACGACGGAAACGACUCACUUCAGGACGAACUGGAACUUGCGGAUCUGUCGGGUGUCCUUGGCGAUCUGAAGCGUUCGCAAGAAGGUGACGAAGAGACGCCGGGCGACCAUCUUCAGGUCGAGCUGCGUCAGGCGGAUAUUGUGGUUCCGUCGGGUUGCCGCGGCAACACGAAGCGUGCGCAAGAAGAUGACGAAGAGACGCCGGGCGACCACCUUCAGGUCGAGCUGCGUCAGGCGGAUAUUGUGGUUCCGUCGGGUGGCCGCGGCAAUACGAAGCGUUCCCAAGAAGGUGACGAUGAGACGCCGGGCGACCGUCUCCAGGUCGAGCUGCGUCAGGGUGACCCAUCGGGCGGCCGCGGCAACACGAAGGGGUCCAAGGAAGGUGACGAUGAGACGCCGGGCGACCAUCUCCAGGUCGAGCUGCGUCAGGCGGAUAUUGUGGUUCCGUCGGGUGGCCGCGGCAACACGAAACGUUCCCAAGAAGGUGACGAAGAGACGCCGGGCGACCGUGUCCGGGUCGAGCUGCGUCAGGACGAUACAGCAGAUCCGUUGGGCGGAUUGGCAGCCGAUGAACAAAUAAUUGAAGAUGACGACGAAGCUGAUUCGGAUCUGCUCAACGACUUUACGCUUGACGAAUAUUUUGAGCCAUUCCACAAUUUGAGCUUAAUUGACGAUGAUCAGAACGCCGCUUUGGAUGAUAGCACCGAUGACGACCAAGUUGAUCGCAAGCCUACUCGACAAUUUUCUCUGACCAAAAGGAACAAGGCGCUAAGGGAGAAAGGCCUUGAGUAUGUCCGUGCAAAUGGUGAGAAGGUUGCUGCUAGACAGAUUCGGCCACCUUGUGGCUGUCGGAUGGGUUGCCAACUAAAAUUCACCGACGAAAUCCGUGACAGGAUGCUAUCCAAGCUGCUUGCACUGAAGUCAUCUGGCCAAAAUCAGUUUUUGACCAGCCAUAUCGAGGUUACUUUUGCGGCAAAACAUCGCGUCGUUAAUUCGCAGCGAAAAUAUACAUAUUUGUAUUUUUUGCCAGCUGUCGGUGGAAGAGUAGCCGUAUGCAAGAUCAUGUUUGCGGCAACCUUCGAUCUCGGCAAGACCAAGAUCAGAAAUCUUGCGCUAAAUGUGCUCUAA